Molecule: messenger RNA, 1468 nt
Organism: Nycticebus coucang (slow loris)
Lineage: Eukaryota; Metazoa; Chordata; Mammalia; Primates; Lorisidae
Product: differentially expressed in FDCP 6-like
Exons: 1
Coding region: 509-808 (99 amino acids)
Source: RefSeq, a predicted model, not a curated record
UGGUGCCUUUUCAACUUUCUGUCUGAGGACAAGUACCCUCUGAUAAUGGUUCCUGAUGAGGUGGAAUACCUACUGAAGGAGGUGCUCAGCAGCAUGAGCUUGGAGCUGAGCUUGGGUGAGUUGGAGGACCUGUUCCCCAGGAGGCCCAAGCAGCCCAGACCACCAGGGGACUCAGUGUCUGGCAGUUCCUAGAGCUCUUCAACUCAGGCCGCUGCCUGUGGGGUGUGGGGCAGGACACCCUCAGCAUGGCCAUCCACGAGGUCUACCAGGAGCUCAUCCAAGAUAUCCUGAAGCAGGGCUAUCCGUGGAAGCGAGGACAUCUGAGGAGAAACUGGGCAGAAUGCUGGUUCCAGCUGCAGCCUAGCUGCCUGUGCUACUUUGGGAGUGAAGAGUGCAAGGAGAAAAGGGGCAGUAUCCCCCUGGAUGCACACUGCUGUGUGGAGGUACUGCAGGGCCAUGAUGGAAAGCGCUGCAUAUUGUGUGUGAAGACAGGACCUGCACGUAUGAGAUGAAUGCCUCGGACACUCGCCAGCACCAGGAGUGGACGGCUGCCAUACAGACUGUGAUCCGGCUGCAGGGGAAGACGUCACUGCACAAGGACCUGAAGCAGAAGCAGCGCGAGCAGCGGGAGCAGUGCUGGGCAGCCAAGGAGGAGGAGUUGCUGCGCUUACAGCAGCUGCAGGAGGAGAAGGAGCAGAAGCUGCAGGAGCUGGAUGCCGCAGGAGGCGUAGCCGCAGGCCCAGCGGCUGCUGCAGCAGGAGGAGAAGCGAUGAUGCAGUCAGCACCAAGAGCUGCAGCAGGCGCUUGAGGGCCAGCUGCGCAAGGCUGAGCAGGCCCUGGCCUCCAUGCAGGCUGAGAUGGAGCUGAAGAAGGAGGAGGCUGCCCGACAACAGCAGCACAUCAGGAAGCUGGAGGAGAUGUAGCAGCGGUUGCAGGAGGCUCUACAACUGGAGGUGAAAGCUCGGCGGGAUGAGGAGGCUGUGCGCCUUGCCCAGACCAGACUGCUGGAGGAGGAGAAGCUGAAGCAGCUGAUGGGGCUGAAGGAGGAGCAGGAACCCUACAUCGAACGUGCACAACAUGAGAAGCAAGAGCUGCAGCAGGAGAUGGUGCAGCAGAGUCACUUCCUGCAGCAGGCCCAGCAGCAGCUGGAGGAAGUGCAGCAGAACUGGCAGAGGGCUGAUGAGGAUGUAGAGGCCGCCCAGCGGAAGUUGCGCCAGGCCAGCACCAAUGUGAAACAUUGGAAUGUUCAAAUGAAUUGGCUCAUGCAUCCAAUUGAGCCUGGAGAUAAGCUUCUGGUCACUAGCAGCUCCUUCACAGGCUUCCAGCCCCCUGUGCUUGCCCGCAGUGACUCCUCCCUAAAGCGUCUGACUGGCUGGGGAUCCAGGGCAGCAGGACCUCCUCACCUAACAGCAGUGAACAGCAGAAAUCUCUCAGUGGAGGGGAUGAGGCUCCUGUUCCGCUUCUGCCA